AUGGGAAUACCACUUUUCAUUUAUUCAACAACUUUUGUUUCAUCAAAAUCUGGUGCCCAAAAAAUUCUAGAAACUGUGGAAACUGUAUCAUCUCCAAGAGUAGAAACUUAUAUUGUUGAAGAUGGAAAAAGGAGUAAAGUAGUUUCUACAAAAUCUGGUGGACAAACAAUUCUAGAAACGGUAAAAACUGCAUCAUCAUCUCCGAGAGUAGAAACUUAUAUUGUUGAAGACGGAAAAGGGAGUAAAGGUGCACAAAGGGUGAUAGAAACUGUGGAGACAAUAGGAUCGUCUCCAAUAAUAGAAACUUACAUUAUCGAAAAUGGAAAAAGGAGUAAAGUUUCGACCAAAUCUGGUGGCGACAAAAUAGUGGAAACUAUUAGGUCUGGUCCAAUUGUCGAGAGUUAUAUUGUGCAGGAUGGUUCUGCCUCAACAGAAAGCAAAAAAAGUAUGAAACAAUCAAGUAACAUUAAAGAAACAGUUGUGUCGAGUCCUACGACAGUAAUAGAAUAUUAUGAAUCCCAUGAUGGGGUUUCUGGAACAUCUAAUAUUAAGGGAAAAUAUAGCAUAAAAGCUUCAAAAGCACCAGGAUCUGGUGAAGUUACUACUUAUGUUGUACAGGACGAAUUCAGUAAGCAAAAUGGUAAAGGUUCCAAACAAAAUGGUACCAGAAGAAGCAAAAAGAACAAACAAGUAACGCCUAAAAUAAGAUAAUAUAUAUUAAAAAGAUUUGCCAAAAUACUAACUAUUAUUAUUAUAUCGACAAUAAUUCAACUAUUUAUUAAACUGGAUGAUUUGUUUAAACUCACAAAGGACU
Molecule: messenger RNA, 814 nt
Organism: Ctenocephalides felis (cat flea)
Lineage: Eukaryota; Metazoa; Arthropoda; Insecta; Siphonaptera; Pulicidae
Exons: 8
Coding region: 1-711 (236 amino acids)
Source: RefSeq, a predicted model, not a curated record